AUGACUAUUUCUGUCCAGAAGAUGGCUAUUAGGGUUGGCCGGCGAUCAACAUCGCCGUCUACUGGAGGAUUUGAAGCCGACAUGUUUUCGCUACCGAUAGAUAAUCAACAACGCGCAAACGAAAUCUCGCAAGAGGGCUGUCCGCAAGACAUCCCUCAAGCAAAGAAGCUAAAGACGAGAAGCGAAAUCGAACUUGACGCUUGGGCAUCUUGGAAAUACCCCUCGGAAUUUUGGGACAGACUGUCCAAGGUCGAGCUAACCCGCAGGGCACUAGAAGAACUGGACCGACGGACAAAGACUCGGCGCCCUCCGCCAACACAUACCGCUACCACUCCCGGAGACCUUGCCCGGUUCGCGAGAUACGGCGACCCAAACCUGUGUGAUCUUCGAGGUUAUCCAGAGCCAAGACGGGAUCGUCCCACUUCUCCUACUCUUCCCACUUCAGCAACGAACAAAAGCAGCAAGUCAACAACACCCUACAACCGUAAUUUCGAUCAGCAUUUGACAGACUAUCAAAUAUACCCUUCUUAUUCGUCGCAAAAGCCAGAUUUGACCCAUAUUAGAAUAGCGUUAGCGGCACCUAGGCCAUCGCUAUCGCCCUCCCAAUUUUCUGAUAGCACAUUCGAGGCGUUUGAGGAGGAUAAUGCUCGUGCAAAAGAUGAAGCUGACAUAUUAGCAAAUGUGAUUCUAACCAUUCUUGGUACGAGGAAUCAUAGCCACCUAUCUGCUAGGAACACAGCGUUUGGAAAUCUCGAGCACCUCACAGACGGAACCAUAACCUUGGCCAAGCCAGACAUUUAUUAUGGAGCAUACCCUGCACAGUUAACUCAGUCCUCUCGCGAAAAGCUUAGUCGUCAUAUCGUACCGUCGACCACGCAAGACAAGCCGAUAACGCCGAACUUCUUCGUGGAAGUAAAAGGCCCGGAUGGCAGUGCAGCGGCGGCAGCACGGCAAGCUCGUUACGAUGGAGCGAUAGGAUCUCGCGCCAUGCACAGCCUGCAAAACUACAGCAAGGACGAACCGGUCUAUGACAACAAUGCUUACACGUUCAGCUCGACCUACCAUGACGGUACACUCAAGUUGUACGCCCACCAUCUCACCGAACCGACUACCGAAGGGGGGCGGCCCGAGUACCACGUAACCCAAACUGAUACAUGGGGGCUGACUGGUAAUAUUGAUAUCUUUCGACAUGGGACUACGGCCUUUCGGAAUGCGAGAGACCUAGCAAAACGGCACCGAUAUCGUUUUAUUGAGGACGCCAACAAUAAAACACGACCUGACAAUGACGCAAGCUUUAACGCAGUCGCGGACCAUGCAGAUGCAAGCCAACGAUCCGCAGGGCCAGGUUUUGAGGAUCCGCCCGCGAGCUCUACGUUGAGCUUUAGUGCUAUCCAAACUAGAGCUGAACGCCUUAUUAAACAAUCGAACAGCCUAUUAUCUAGUUUGGCCAAUAAUCAUCGGGGCAAAAAUCGAUCACGUUUUAGCAUACUAAAGCAGUUGAAUGCAGCUAAAGAUGGCCCCAGAGCCGAAUCUUUGGGGUGA
Molecule: messenger RNA, 1542 nt
Organism: Daldinia caldariorum
Lineage: Eukaryota; Fungi; Ascomycota; Sordariomycetes; Xylariales; Hypoxylaceae
Exons: 3
Coding region: 1-1542 (513 amino acids)
Source: RefSeq, a predicted model, not a curated record